GUGUUUGUGCAGCAGCUCAGGGCAGGCUCACACGAGUAAGGUAGAGACUGACAGCCUGAUGAACUUCGGGUUGAUGAUGACCCCACAAGCUCGUGAGGCGGAGACCUCGUUGGUGCCACGGAUGACGCAUGCUUACACUCGUGGAAUGGAAACAGCAAUAGUGACGAAGUAUUAGAUUUUAUACAAGAGAGGGAAUGUACUAUGAAGGAAAAAUUAGAUAUAAAACUAGACAAGGUUAUAAAAAUUUUAGGUUUGACAUGGGAUAGAAAAGAUGAUAAAUUUAAAAUAAUUGUAAACUUACCUGAAGCCCAGGGAUCCCUUUCGAUGUGGUUCGCCUGUUUGACCCAUUUGGUUGGUUGUCUCCAGUAGUCAUAUCAGCAAAAAUAUUAAUAUAAACAUUAUGGAUCUGUAAUUUAGGCUGGGAUGAUGAAUUACCACCGCAUUUGAUCGAAGACUGGGUGAGAUAUAGGAAAGAGCUGAUUUAUUUACAAUACAUUUCUUUACCACGAUGGUUUAAUACGACGUCGCAAACCUUGGAAGACAUGGAAAUACAUGGAUUUGCAGAUGCAUCAGUAAACGCAUACGCUGCGGUUGUUUAUCUCAAGGUAAUUAACAAUGCCUCAAUACAUGUCAUGAUAAUUGCAUCGAGGACUAUGGUUGCACCUUUGAAGCAAAUAUCUGUUCCUAAAUUGGAAUUAUGUGCUGCAGCUUUACUAACAGAACUCAUGAGUGAUGUUGUAGAUCUAUUGUCCAUCUCUAAAGAAAGAAUUUUUGCUUGGUUCGACUCAAUGGUAGUUCUAUCAUGGUUACAAUCGGAACCAAGCCGGUGGCGAACAUUCGUAGCAAAUAUGGUGGCUGAGAUAACACGGGUAUUAGACAACAAUCACUGGAACUACGUUUAAUCUUCUGACAACCCGGCUGAUCUAGCAAAAAGAGGAAUUAAAGCGCAUGAUUUGGCUAAUCAAGAUAUUUGGUGAUCUGGUCCCGACUGGCUUAAACAAAUACAAAUAGAAAAGGACACAUUGGAAAUUCCUCAGAAUUAGAAAUCAAAAACUCAUUUCAUAGUUAUUUUGAAGGAGAACCGAUUUGGUAAAGAUUUUCUUCGUUGUCAAAAAUGAAACGAGUUUCCAUACUGCAGAAGGUUAUUGCCGAACAAAGGGAAAAAGGAAAAUUUUUUAACAGUUGAAGUUAAAAUGAUGUCAAUAGAAAUAAGAUGCGUUAAAUUUUAUCAAAGACAAAUUUAAAGACAAGAGGUAGAGUGCUUAAAAAGGGACGGAAGAGUGCGAAGUGGAAGCUCAUUGGCCAACUUGACACCCUACUUAGAUGAACAUGGAUUGUUGAGGGUUGCAGGUCGAUUGAAUAAUGCAGAGUAUUUAUCGACGAAUACUAAGCACCCAAUUAUCAUCCCAGACGACAACGGUCAUGCAAAAACCUUACACGGGGGCGUACUGCAAACGAUGGCCUUUAUAAGACGCAAGUUUUGGUUUAUCAAUCUAAAGCCAGCUGUAAGAGGAUUUAUCCGUAAUUGUACAAUAUGCAUAAGAGACAAGGCUAAAACGAAGCAACAGCUCAUGGGACAAUUACCUGCACCGAGAGUGACUCCAUCUCGUGCGUUCUCCAGCAGUGGUGUAGAUUAUGCAGGCCCUAUACAAGUAACGACAUCAAAGGGUCGAGGUCAUACAUCUUCAAAGGGCUACAUUUGUCUUUUCGUGUGUAUGUCGACAAAGGCAAUACAUUUGGAAUGUGUCACCGACCUUACUUUGCAAGCAUUUAUUGUAGCUUUUCGAAGAUUUGUCACUAGACGAGGCCAUUGUUCACACUUGUGGAGUGACAGUGGCACUAAUUUUGUAGGCGCUGCAAGAGAACUGAAACGUAUGUUUGAAGUUGGUAAAAACAACAUGGCUAAGGUAAUAGCUGAACUUUUAGCCAAAGACGGCAUCACUUGGCGCUUUAUACCACUUAAGGCUCCAAAUUUCGGCGGUUUAUGGAAAGCCGCUGUGAAGUCCGCCAAACAGCAUCUUUCUAGAAUAAGUGGUGCAAUUAGGUUGACUUACGAGGUGAUGACAUUAUUGGCUCAAAUUGAAACAUGCCUCAAUUCGCGACAUCUGUGUCAAAUGGAUGAUACGCUGGAGACUCUUAAUCCAUUAACACCAGGACAUUUUCUGAUUGGUGAGCCACUAAUUGGUCUUCCUGAAAACAAUUAUGUCAAUAAAAACGUUAAUCUGUUGACACGAUAGCAGUUCACUCAAAAUAUAAUUCAAGAUUUUUGGAGAAGAUGGCAAGCAGAUUGUUUACAAACCUUACAACAAAGAUAUAGGUGGCCAAAGGUUACCACUCUGCAGUAAUUGUUUUUCGACCUUCUAAAACAACUGUUGUGUAAUGACCUGUCCUUUCGAAGAACGAGGCCACCAUCUUUUUUGCCCACGCUUCGACCUCUCUUCACUUUAGCAACUCCUCCGAAGGAAACACCCAGACAGCAGACUGUGUCUUAGUUUCAAGAUCAUAACAAUAAAUUCAGCUUUCGUCACCCGUAAGUAUGUCGAACACAGCAUUUGAGUAACCUCCGUUAAAUCUUUGAACCGUUUCACGACAUCAAUCAACACGACGGAGUUUUUGUCACUCUUAAUUAGUUAAGAGGUAUCCACCGGGCACAAAGCUCCUGACCGCUAAAUGUUCAUGUAGAAUUUUGAACACUUUACUUAUAUCGAUGCGAGCUUGUCGGAAUCUGCUGAUAAGUCACUUUUUGUCAGUGUCUAUCAUACGCCGCACAACACUGAUGUUAUCUUCAGUCGUCGGCCUUAGAACGCCAACGACAUGGGGCUUCAUCGUGAAAGGCCAAUCAAAGUCUAUCAUAGCUUUCUUUCUUCUGUAACCAUAGAAAUAGCUGUACUGGGCCGAGUUGAUGUUUCGCCUGUAGAAGUAUAUUCGGGUUCGCGUAAAUAAAUCGGCAUAUAAGUUCUAUAAUUUCGUAUUUCGCGUCAGAUUUUCUAUGCUGUGGUAUUUUUUUAGUCAUCUAUAAAUGAGAGCAAAAACAUUUGUCGCUAUCGUUUUCUAGCGAUGAUUCUUUGUUAUUUAUUCUUUCAGUCAACAUCUUUAUAGCUUUAUUAGUUCUUCAUCUACGUCUGCAGAUUUUCUUUUUAUAGUAUACUUAGACGGUGACGGUCUGGUAUCACUCAGUUUUGAAAGAAAUUGCAGCUUAUCGAAAUGUACAUAUUUUCUAUUUGAUGUUGCUCCUGACCCACUUUUUAAUGUUUUUUGUUUAUUCAAUUCACGAAAGUAGCAAUCCCUUUAAACUUUUCCAUUUUCAUUGAAGUUGAGUAGCUGUAAAAAGAUAUAAAAUAAAUAUAAUGUAAAUGUGUAACCUUUUUGUGCGCAAUCUCUAGGAAAUUGCAAAAUACGUACAAAUAAAAACAUUCUGAUUUUUCAGGUAUUUAGCAUCAGGUUACAGCUUUACAAGUUUACACCACUCUUAUCAACAAGUAUGUAAGGAUCGUAGCAAGUGGAAAGAACUGGUCUCUGCCUACCCCUACGGGAAAGAGGCGUGAUUAUAUGUAUGUAUGUAUGUAUGUAUGUAUCAACGAGGACUUUCAACAAUUUGCGGGAUAGUGAAUGAAACAUGUCAAAUAAUCUUCGAAAUUCUAAAUGCCAGUUAUAUCCCGAAACUAAGUCAAGAAGACUGGUUAGGUGUCGCAAAUAGAUUCUUCAAUAAAUCCAACUUUCCUAAUUGUUAAGGUGCCAUGGAUGGUAAACAUAUAUGAAUCAUCCAACCAGAACACUCCGGGUCUUUGUAUUAUAAUUAUAAACGUUAUUUUUCUCUUAUUCUUUUAGCUGUACGUGAUUCUAAUUAUUGUUUUACCUAUAUAGAUGUUGGAUAUUACGGCAAUGCCGCGGAUUCACAAAUAGAGAAUUUGGGUAACGAAGACUUGACAUCCCAAACAGCGCAUCGAUUGAUAAUAAUGGGGAGUUACUGCCUUUUGUUUUUGUUGGGGACGAAGCAUUCGCAGUUAGUAAUUUUAUUCAAAGACAGUAUAGUAACAAUCAUUUAAGUCGACAACAAAAAAUAUUUAAUUAUCGGCUGUCAAAAGCACAACGGUAUAUUUAAUGUACGUUUGGUAUCAUGGCCAAUAAAUUUAGAAUAUUGCAUAGAUUAAUCUAUAUCAAUAUUAUAUUCGCGAAAAAUAUUGUUCGAGCUAUAUGUAUUUUACAUAAUUAUAUAAUUAGAACAAAAACCAUUCAAGAAACCAGUAACACAUCAACAUUAUCAAGAAACCACGCUAGUAACAUUUCAAAUACAAAUUAGUGAUUAGAUAUAUGAAACAAGUUAUUUGAUUAUUUUACUAGCUCGGAUGGCGAAUUAUCAUAUCAAGAUAGAAAAAUAUAAAUAACUCACGUGCUUGAUUUUUUCAGCCGUAGAUUUAAUUUCAAAAGGAGACGGUCCAAAAUUGUAUGAAGCGUAGGCCUAGUUUAUGUACUAAUAUGGAAAUAAAUUAAAAUAAAAUAUUAUACCACUUUUGAUCAUUCAAAUCCACGAAUUUGCCUUAAUUUCAGUGGUAUUAAUAUUUUAUUUUCACCAAAAACUGCAACACUAAGGCCCUUUUCACAUGUAUCCGGUCACGGCGCGGUCGCCGUGCCGUGAAUCCGUGCUAGCUCUUUUUCAUGUAUACAAACCGUAUACACACGGUCGCCGGCUAUGGUAGUCGCAGUAUUAUUAAGAAUUUUGGGGAACGACAACGUCUUUUAUCAUGGAACAAAAAAAGAUAGCCUUACUCCUAUUGUAUCGACGUCGUCAGCGUCGACUUCAUUACAUACGUCAGAGAAUAUGUUGGAUACAUCCGUACAAUACUUUGAGAAAGGAAAAGGGAGAUUUUUACACAAAGUUUAUAGAUCUUCGAGAACAUGAGGAUAAAUUUUUCAUCUAUUUUCGGAUGUCAAAGAGCUCAUUUGAUGAGUUACAUGGACGUCUAAAAGACUCUCUGCAGCAUCAAAGAAUCGUAAGGGACUGCAUCGAGCCUGUUGAAAUGUUGGCAGUUACUAUUAGAUACUUAGCUAGCGGGUGUACUUUCACAGACCUACAUCUUAACUACAGACUUGGCAUUUCAACAGUAAGCAAGAUAGUAAAUGAAGUAUGCUUUAGCAUUUGGCGUGUUAUGCUACCAGACUGCAUGCCUACACCUAGUAAAGAGAUGUGGGAAAAAAUAUCCGAAGAGUUCGAAAAAAGAGCCAAUUUUCCGCAUUGCAUUGAUGCAGUGGAUGGGAAACAUAUUAGAAUUAUUAAUCCACUUGGCUCAAAGUACUACAACUACAAAGGAUACUCCUCAAUAGUUUUGAUGGCCGUAGCAGACACAAACUACCGCUUUGUCCAUGUGGACAUAGGAAGUUACGGUAAAGAUUACGACUCUUAAAUAUUUAAGAGAUCAUCGCUGUGGAAAUCAAUCAUAAGAAAUGAACAUGAAUUACCUACUAAAAAAUGUAUUAGCGGAAUACAAGACGUUGAAGUGCCAUAUUUCCUAGUUGGUGACGAAGCAUUUGCACUUCACCAACAUUUACUUCGUCCGUACGGUGGAUGUAAUCUUGCAAUUAAAAAAAUAAUGUUUAACUACCGCCUAAGCAGAGCUCGCAGAUAUGUAGAAUGCACCUUUGGCAUCUUGUCUAAUAAAUGGAGAAUAUUCCACAGACCAAUUAACGUCAAACCUGAGUUUGCAGUCGCGAUUGUCAAAGCUUGCGUUGUACUACACAACUUUGUUCGUGAUCGAGAUGGUUACCAGGUGGAGGACACAGACUUUAUUACAGGACUAGAGGAUGCCCCAAGACAAACCCAGUCACGCGGAGGACUUACACCAAACAAUAUACGAAACAUAUUGAGUGACUAUUUUGUAUCAAAUAUAGGGGCGGUCCCUUGGCAAAUGUCAAAAAUAUAAUGUAAUAAAAUAACUCACC
Parnassius mnemosyne (clouded apollo) is the source of this 5937-nucleotide messenger RNA. The record is from the annotation of a GenBank genome assembly. Lineage: Eukaryota; Metazoa; Arthropoda; Insecta; Lepidoptera; Papilionidae.